Microbotryum saponariae is the source of this 2530-nucleotide messenger RNA. NCBI's taxonomy places the organism in Eukaryota, Fungi, Basidiomycota, Microbotryomycetes, Microbotryales, Microbotryaceae. The record is from the annotation of a GenBank genome assembly.
AUGGCCGACUCGAACGCCCCACCCCACUCUUGGUUCGCGCCGCCGGAAGGUGCAUACACGCUCGUCUCGUCGUUGAGCGUCCCUUCGUCGAGCUCGCUCAAUUCGGCAACGGCCCACUUUACACAACAACUCGGCGUGCCCGUCGCUUCGGUCCUCCUUCCCGCUGGAUCAGACCCACCGGUUUUCAUUCCUCCUCCACUUCAUGGGUGCAAGAUGACGAUCGCAGAGGUGCAGAUGGUGUUGCCAGGGUCGAAAGGGACCGCCAAUCCGGCUGCUCAAGCUCAAGCUGCCGCCGCCGCCGCCGCCGCUGCUGCUUCGACGAGUCCGAUGAUGGUCCCCGGUGCUUCACUUCACUCCCCUGCCCUCAACAACAACAGCAACGAUUUGCAUUUCGGCUUCGGCACCGGCGCGGCGAGCGGAGGUCUGGGUUUGGAUACGAGUGCCGCAACGCUGGCAGGCGGGGGCGUGGGGACGAGUGGGGGCGCGGGAAUGGCCCCGGGCUCAGCGACGAGUACCGGUCCGUCGACGGGUGUGAUCUCGGGCUUGACCUCGCCGACCUUGGCAGAACGGAGUGGGUUUAGUCCUACCAUACGCCGUAAACCGUUGGGAUCGUCCUUUUCGAUCCCGACACUAUCGUCCCUGGCAGGUGGAGCAGAUGGGGGAUCGUCAGCAGGAGGGGGCAACUCGGGUACGGGAGGCAACGGUGGAGGGUCCAAUUCGAGACCGAGUCGACCAUUCCGGGGUACAUCGAGCUCGUUCGUCCGCAGUUGGGAGGGUUUGCCGUUGCAAGGGGCGACAUUGAAGGCGAUCGCCGAGGCGGGGCAGGGAAGGAAAACCCUGUUUGGAUUUUAUACCCACGGCAAGGGGGUUGUGUGGUGCGAGAUUGGCCAAGGGAGGCCCAAGGUGCGUCCUCUUACCUGACAAAGGAUUCUGUGACUUUGGCUGAACCCGGAGAGACACGAACGGGAUUCAUCGGCCUUCACAGGAGGCGAUCGCUCGGGUCAUGUUCAGCAUCGCGCCGACCUGCGUCGACGUCAACCGGCACACCGCGUCGCAUGCGCAACUCGACGUGCUCGUCGGAUUCUGCAAUGGCGACAUCUUCUGGUUCGGUAGGUCCACCCCCCUAGAAUUCCAUCCUCGCGCGGUCGCAGGCUCGAUCCUCACCGAAUCCCCGGACAUCUUUCUACCCCGCGCAGAUCCCUUCUUGGCCAAAUACACCCGGCUCAACAAAGGCGGUGUCAUCACCAGUUCUUCCAUCACCUCAAUCCAAUGGCUCCCACCUUCGGCCGCUUACUCUACUUCCGAGAACCACUCGAACCUAUUCCUGACCUCGCACGCCGACGGCACCCUCUUGGUCUGGGACAAGGACCGAGAAGAUUGGUCGGGAUUCGUCCCGACGCCCGUCCCGACCGGCUUGAACCUCCGGUCCGUUCAUGGCGUUGGUGCGGCCUCGGGAAAGGAGGACGAUUGGGACGGAACCCAGAUCAAGCAUGCUCCGAGCGAUGCCGGCGAUUUGGCCGGUUUAGGGGACAUCAUCGUUUCGCGGCCGGCGCCUUUUGACAAGAAGGGGCAAGCGACAAAGUUCAACCCCGUCUCGCAUUGGAGGGUCUCGAGGAAGGCCAUCAAUUGUGAGUUCAACCGAAACUGGGUGACUUGAAGAUAUCUAGUCGCGCAGGCAAGGCUAAUAUCCUGGCGCUACCUUUCUUCUCAUGGGGGGCCCACAGCGUUUGCUUUCUCCCCUGAUUUGCAACUAUGCGCUACCGUCGGCAACGACGGAUGUCUGCGUAUCAUCAACGCCGCGGAAGAGAAAUUGCUCGACACGUUCGCGAGCUACUUUGGUGCACUCAACUGCGUCUCGUGGAGUGCCGAUGGUCGGUUCGUCGUCACCGGCGGUCAAGACGACCUGUGUACGAUCUAUGCCCCGCUCGAGCAACGGCUCGUCGCGAGGUGUCAGGGGCAUUCGUCUUGGGUCACUGGAGUCGCUUGGGAUCCUUGGAGAAGUGAUGAGCGUACUAUGAGGUUCGCGAGUGUAGGUGAGGACUGCAAGCUCGUCUUGUGGGAUCUGUCAAGCGCGGCUCUGACAAGGCCCAAGUCUCACGUGAGUUCGAUCGCCGUCGUCGCCGGCCCUUACUGCUCAUGAUGGUAGACGCUGACAUCGAUUGCGUUGUCGAUGUCACAGGCUCAACAUCCCCACGCUCGUCGAUUAUCGCUCUCUUCCCAACGUCUGGAAUCCACAGGCCACCUCCCCAUCUCCCCGAACGGUACCUCGGACCGAACCUCCCCCGUCUACCACCCCUCCCCACGCCGCGAUGACGUCGCCCACCUCCAACCCGUGAUGGUCAAAACCCUCUCGCACGACCUCUUCUCGAACGUCUUCUUCCUCCCCCAAUACCUCCUCACCGUCUCACGAUCAGGUCAGAUCCGACAGUACGAUCGACCGCCGGAGAGGGAGGAUGGGUAUGGGCAUAGUAUUGGGUUGAGUGGCGAGUUUGCGAGUAGUGUUGUCGCUUUGGAUCGGAGAGCGAGGUGA